Messenger RNA from Ziziphus jujuba (common jujube), 309 nucleotides. RefSeq names its product glutathione S-transferase U2-like. The transcript has 3 exons. Bases 1 to 309 code for a protein of 102 amino acids. NCBI's taxonomy places the organism in Eukaryota, Viridiplantae, Streptophyta, Magnoliopsida, Rosales, Rhamnaceae. The record is from RefSeq and is a predicted model, not a curated record.
AUGAAGAGGAGCGUUCCCUAUGAGAAAGCGACGCACCUGACUGCCAAUUCCUUCUCACCAAAUCCAAAGCUUUUUAAAGUUUGGAAACAUUACCCAUUGCUUCCUCAUGGGCCAUUGGAGAAAGACAUCGCUCGUGCGCUGGCUAAGUUUGCUGAUCAGAAGCUUAUAACUGAAGUAUGGGAAGCUUUCAAAAUGGAAGGAGAAAAAAAGGAGAAGGCAAUCAAAGCUGCCGUGGAAUCAUUGGCAAUUGUUGUAGAGAAGCAAAUUGAAGGAAGAAUAUUUUCAGGGGAGACGAAAUACGGUAUUUAG